AUGAAGCGCAUCGUUGCACCGAGGCGUUGGUCGCACGCAAACCGCGUGGAGCACCCGCCGCUCAUGAUGAAGCAGCUCUUCCAGGGCGUCUGCGGGGGGCUGCGGUGGCUGGAGGUGAAGGAGCUCGCUGAGCACGUGGCGACGCGGGCGAUUGAGGACGGCUACCCAAGCACCAGCGGCAUGCGCCAGGCGCUUCAGGCGAGGCUGGCCCCGCGGAAACGGCGUCGACAGGCGCGGGAGGAGCUGCGCAGCGCGGCGGCCGCCCUCCCGCUGACGUCCUCCCAAGACGCGCUGACAGUGACGGGAGGCCUCUCGCUGCGGGUCACCAAACCGAAGCGGGCGGUGCUGUACGACGUCUUGGACUGCACCCUCGGCGGCGGAUUUCACGCAGGGGCGGUGCUCGAGAACGGAGGGCCCUACACGCGCGUCGUCGCCCUGGACUGCGACCACGACGCCAUGCAGACUGCCGCGGAGUUGGCUGACGAGUUCGGCGCCGACCGGUUUAAGUUUUUCUGCUGCAAGAUGUCGGAGGCAAAGUCGCUUUUCGGCGAACGCUCCUUCGACGCGGUCAUGAUUGACGCAGGCCCCUCCGAGACGCAGCUGGAGGACCCGGAGCGCGGAUUUCUUCUUGACGACGAAGGCGCUCACCACCUGGACAUGCGCUACGGGCCACAGACGGGGCUUGGCGCCCUUGCGUACCUCAACACGGCGCCGCAGCACGCCCUGGCCGCCGCGUUGCGGGCCUACGGCCUACUCACCCCGGAGCAGGCAAUGAAACUGGCACGCGAGGUGCGGCGCCGGCGACCCUUCGCCUCUUCGCAGGAAGUGCUUCGCUGCGCAGAGCAGGCUGGCGAUGUGCUGCCUGAGGAGGGCUGGAGAACGCAGAGCAGUCGACGCAAAACACCCAUGUCGUGGAAGUUUCUUACGACGCUGCGCUGCAUUGUGAACAAUGAAAUGUGCGAGCUGCGGGAGGCCCUUGAGAACGCGCUGCAGCUGCUGCGCGAUGACGGCCGUCUUGUCGCAUUCUCCCGUCUCGAGUGGGAGGAACGCCUUAUUCGGAGCACCGUUGAAAGCCACCCCCACGCGCUCUUGUGCUACACGGAGGAUGUGCCCGCGGAGGAAGUGUGUGACCACGGCUUCACACGGCACACAAAGAUGUGGGUUGCUGCACGCACCGCCAAAUCCUCCUACGCGCUGAAAAACGCCGCUUCCCUCACAGAGGCCCAAGUGGAGGCGAGUUCCCUGCGGUGGCUGGGCGGCAUGUACGCCGGUCAGACGUACGGCUUCCCCGCGAACAACUUCACUUUCGAAGGCGAGGAGCCGCGGGAGCGGCGCACGCGGGAGCGGAACAGCAGGCCCCCGCCGCUGGACUACGGGCUGGACGACAAGUAG
Molecule: messenger RNA, 1392 nt
Organism: Trypanosoma conorhini
Lineage: Eukaryota; Euglenozoa; Kinetoplastea; Trypanosomatida; Trypanosomatidae
Product: putative S-adenosyl-methyltransferase mraW-like protein
Exons: 1
Coding region: 1-1392 (463 amino acids)
Biological process (GO): rRNA base methylation
Molecular function (GO): rRNA (cytosine-N4-)-methyltransferase activity
Source: RefSeq, a predicted model, not a curated record